This is a messenger RNA of Aethina tumida (small hive beetle), 5990 nucleotides long. RefSeq names its product probable phospholipid-transporting ATPase IA (gene ATP8A). Bases 670 to 4131 code for a protein of 1153 amino acids. The record is from RefSeq and is a predicted model, not a curated record. The transcript is spliced from 14 exons. Gene Ontology annotation, molecular function: ATPase-coupled intramembrane lipid carrier activity; magnesium ion binding; ATP binding. Gene Ontology annotation, biological process: phospholipid translocation. NCBI's taxonomy places the organism in Eukaryota, Metazoa, Arthropoda, Insecta, Coleoptera, Nitidulidae. Gene Ontology annotation, cellular component: plasma membrane.
UUGAAUAUUUUUAUUAUGUAUUACUUCAAUUUAAUCUAUAGUCUAUUUAACAAUUUAUAUAAAACUUUAUUUUUUACAAUUUUCACCGUCAAACUUAGAUUUAGACUUAGAAAUUUGUCAGACUGACUUUUACCCUUUUGGAUUGACCCAUUUAAAAUAGGGAAUGUUUACAUAAAUUAAUUAGUAAACAAAAAUAUUUCUAUGCCUAAACCACUUAUAUGUUAGAUCAGUUUAGUAUAUGCAAACUAUAUCUAAAGUAAAUAUUAAUACAUAUAAUUCACACUACUAAACAACAACACUGUGUUUAUUAAAUUAUGCUUCGGUAAACAUUUUUACCGAACGCCAAAUUCCGAAACGGACUAACAACAAAAUAAAACCGAACACAAACAUUCGUAUCAUACACACACAACAUCAUUAACAUCGUUUAAACAGACGGUCCCGCAUGAAGCACACAAUUAACCCAGUACCAAACGGCACGCCGUGCUGGAAGCAACAAAUCCAUAGGUGUUAAAUUUUAAAAACCGGCGUCCGCUACGGUUGCCGGGCUACCGGGUUGCGCGCGUCCUCCAUCGAUCAGGCCCUCUCAAAGAACGUCGCGGCGCCCUCGAAAAUGACGGGGCGGACGGCGGAGACGCGCUGAAAAAUGAACGACGCCAACGGUACGGUGCCAUGUCGAAGUACGUCGAGUUCUACAACAUACUGAGGCAUCGGUUUCUCGGACAUGAAGAUGGCACGGCAUCAUCUGCCAGGGACGGAACCGAGGAUGCACAUACGGCCAAAGAGGACGAACGCGUGAUAUUUAUUAACCGGGCACAACCGCCCGUUGUUAAGUUCGUUCACAAUAGAAUAUCUACUGCUAAAUAUAGUGUGAUAAGAUUUAUUCCGUUAUUUCUAUUCGAACAGUUCAGAAGAUGGGCGAACGUAUUUUUUUUGAUGAUAGGACUUCUGCAACAGAUCCCAGAUGUUUCGCCGACUGGUCGAUACACCACUAUAGUGCCUCUUAUUUUUAUACUUUCUGUGUCAGCUAUCAAGGAGAUCAUAGAAGAUAUAAAAAGGCACAGAGCUGAUGACGAGAUCAAUCACAGAGAGGUGGAAGUUUUACGCGGCAACUCCUGGAUCAAAAUCCAAUGGAAGGACGUAAUAGUCGGCGACAUAGUCAAAGUAUUAAACAACAACUUUUUCCCCGCCGACCUGGUGAUCUUAUCUUCAAGCGAACCUCAAGGUAUGUGUUUCAUAGAAACGGCAAACCUGGACGGCGAGACCAAUCUGAAAAUACGUCAGGCAUUGCAGACCACGGCGGUGGCGACCAAAACAGACGACCUGAAAGAUAUGCAAGGAACAAUCGAAUGCGAAGCACCCAACAGGCACCUAUACGAAUUCAACGGCGUCCUGAAGCAAACCAACAAAACGGCUGAGCCCUUAGGACCGGACCAAUUGUUAUUACGUGGGGCGAUGUUACGCAACACCUCUUGGGUUUUCGGCAUCGUCGUUUACACCGGACACGAAACGAAGUUGAUGAGGAAUUCCACCAAGGCCCCCCUGAAACGGUCAUCCGUCGAUAAGCUCACCAACAUUCAGAUUAUAUUGCUGUUCGGCGUUUUGGCAGUGAUGUGCAUUAUUUGUACCGUUUUCAACAUGUUAUGGACCAGACAUCAUGGCUCCAAAGAAUGGUACAUCGGUUUAGAAGAUUCUGGUGUUGACAACGUACUAUUCACGUUUUUGACGUUUCUGAUCCUUUUCAACAAUCUCAUACCUAUUUCACUGCAAGUUACUUUGGAGGUCGUCAGGUUUAUACAGGCAAUUUUCAUAAACAUGGACAUAGAAAUGUACCACGCAGAGACAGACACACCAGCGUGCGCCAGAACGUCAAACCUGAACGAAGAACUGGGCCAAGUCAAGUACAUUUUCUCAGACAAAACAGGAACGUUGACGAGAAACGUGAUGGAGUUCAAGCGAUGCGCCAUCGGCACAGAAAUCUACCCAAUCACCGAAUCAGUAGAGGAAUCUCAAAUGGUCAAGGACCUGAAGGAAAACCACAAGAACGCGGACCAAAUUAAAGACAUGUUGAUACUGUUGUCCGUCUGUCACACCGUUAUACCGGAAAAGUCCCCUGACGGCUCCGUAGUUUAUCACGCCGCAUCGCCGGACGAAAGGGCUUUGGUUUACGGUGCGUCACGAUACGGCUACGUUUUUGAAAGUCGGACGCCCGAUUACGUGCAAAUCGACGCCCUCGGCGUCAAGGAACGGUACGAAAUACUGACGGUGUUGGAGUUCACGUCGUCCAGAAAACGAAUGUCGGUGAUUGUCAGAGAUCCCGAGGGCAAACUGCGAUUGUUCUGUAAGGGAGCUGAUACUGUCAUCUACGAAAGACUUGAGAGCAGAUCUAAACAAGAAAGCGGGGAUAUUUUGUUGCAACAUUUGGAGAGUUUUGCCACUGAAGGUUUGAGGACGUUGUGUUGUGCCGUGGCAGAACUAAAAGAGGCCGAUUUUAAAGAAUGGAAAGAAUUGUACCAUAAAGCGUGCAUUUCAUUGUCCAACAGAGAAGAGAAAAUUGAAGAAGCCGCCAGUCAAAUAGAAAACAACUUGAAACUAAUCGGUGCCACAGCUAUUGAAGACAAAUUGCAAGAAGGCGUUCCUGAAACAAUAGCAGCUUUAUUAAAAGCCGACAUUAACGUAUGGGUUUUAACAGGGGACAAACAAGAAACUGCCAUCAACAUCGGAUACUCGUGCAGACUAAUAUCACAGGGCAUGCAACUGAUAAUCCUCAAUGAAGACGGCUUAGAUAAAACGCGGGAAGCAAUUUUGAAGCAGUGCAACGACCUAGGGGACAGUCUAGAGAAACCGAACGAAAUAGCGCUGAUAAUCGACGGCAAAACGCUGAAGUACGCACUAACCUUCGAGCUGCGCAACGACUUUCUGCGCCUGUGCACCUCGUGCAAGGUGGUGAUUUGCUGCCGAGUCUCGCCGAUCCAGAAGGCGGAAGUGGUCGAGUACGUGACCAAACACACACACACAGUGACGCUGGCGAUCGGAGACGGCGCCAACGACGUGGCAAUGAUCCAGAAGGCGCACGUCGGUGUCGGAAUAUCUGGCGUCGAGGGCCUGCAGGCCGCCUGCGCAUCCGACUACAGCAUUGGACAGUUCAGGUUCCUGCUGCGCCUGUUGCUGGUGCACGGCGCCUGGAACUAUUCGCGCAUGUGCAAGCUGAUCCUGUACAGUUUCUACAAGAACAUCUGUCUCUAUGUGAUCGAACUGUGGUUCGCCAUUUACUCCGGUUGGUCCGGUCAGAUUUUGUUCGAAAGAUGGUCUAUUGGGUUGUACAACGUGCUGUUCACGGCGUUGCCCCCGUUAGCCAUGGGGUUGUUCGAUCGAGAGUGCAGUGCUCAGCAGAUGAUGGACAAUCCACAUUUGUACAAACAGUGGCAGAGUGGCCAACAGUUCAACAUCAAGGUGUUUUGGAUGUGGAUGAUUAAUGCGUUGAUCCAUUCGGCUAUAUUGUUCUGGGUGCCGAUGUACAUGAUGGACCAUGACAUCGUUUGGAUGAGCGGCAUGGAUGGCGGUUAUUUAGUUUUUGGCAACUGCGUUUAUACGUAUACUGUAGUUGCAGUAUGUUUAAAGGCAGGGCUAGUGAUGAGUGCAUGGACUUGGUUAACCCAUUGCGCCAUUUGGGGUUCGAUACUUCUUUGGUUCGUGUUUGUGAUAAUUUACAGCUUUGUUUUUCCGACGAUACCUGUUGGUGCCGUCAUGAGCGGCAUGAUCUUUUUACUGUUCUCAACGGCUGUUUUCUGGUUCGGCUUCUUCUUGUUGCCAGUCAUUACUCUGAUACCUGACAUCAUUUACAAAGUUAUACAAAAAACGAUAUACAAAUCGCCGACGGACCAAGUACGGGAGCACCACAUGCGGGGUAACGGUGUGGAGAGUGGUGAGGCGAAGAACUCCAGAGCUGGAGCUUCAACAUUGAUAAUUAUUGAUCCAAGUUCGAGUUCAAGUGAAGAAUCGUUUCAUUCUGUUGCCGAAUCAGCCACAGAAUUAACCUUUGCGAAUGUGUCAAGUGGAGAUGGUAACAGACAGGAUAAAGACAAAUCAAAAACUUUAUUUAAUAUCGAUAACGAAUCGAAGAAACAGAAAUGAGAUAAGGUAACGAAUUAUUCGAGCGCUUAAUAAUAUUAAACAGAAUUCGCUGAUAUUUUAUAAUUUCUUUAUACAUAAGCACAAAGUAUUAUUAUACGAGUUUUUACCUUCCAAAAACACAAAUUUCGAAAAAUUUAGGCCAGUGAGCGUUAGGUUGAAAUGCGGUUACAGACUAUCGGAGACUGCCAGGUUGUUGAAGAACGUAUUUUCAAGAAGAACGCCAAGGAUCGAUUUAGAAGUUGAGCUGUCACGUAAGUAUUAACUUUAACACAACCCUACACUCGGCUUCAGCCGCACUGAUACCCAAAUUUUGCCAACUAACAAUUCCAUACUAAAUUUUGAGCGCAAAUCAGAUACUGAUCCUUCAAAAAAAUUGUUUAGAACAAGAAUAUUAACUACAUGUUGUAGAAUGUUACAGUGUGUUCUUCAUAAAAACGUUUUAAAAUAAUACAAAUUACUAAAUAUAAAAUUUUAUUUACUUCAUUUUAAUCUGAGUUAGUUUAGAGUAUUGUAAAAAGUAUCAGUAUUGAUUCACAUUGUAAAUAAUGCAUGAAGCUAACAAAUAAUAUAAACAACUAAUACUUUUUGUUAGUUAAAAAUAUUGACAGAAAUAUAUAGUCUUAAACAACCUUUACUAUUAUUCCAAAAGUAUCUCGUCUUGUCAAUAUUUUUACGAUUAAUAUUGGUUACCCAAAAGCUAGUUUUUGGGUGACUGAAGCAAUAUACCCAAAUUUAACAUUUUUCUUGGAUAGAUGGAUUCGCGUUCUCUCAAGAAGAAGGUGGUGUUGUUUCCCAGACGGCGAUUAUUCGAGCAUAUGACACCAACAUACCAAAACCGGACGGGAUGUAAUCGAAAGAAAAAUUGAAUAUGCCAAAUGAUUUGCUUAUUGAAGAUGAUGUUAUAACUACGUGUUCAUAAUAGAAUUUGUUAAGUGAAACUUGUAUAAAUUUUAAUUCAUACUUUUUUAUAAUCGGUGUUGUUAUAUUGUUUGUUUUUAAUCAAUAAUGAAGUCCAGAGGAUGUGACAAAAUGUAAGAAUGUAUACACGUUUCACUGGUUUAAUUAAUAAAGAAAUCUUGUGUCAAAUACAACAAUCACUGAAUAGAAAAUUCACUUAUUGAUGUGCCUUUCUGUAUUUUGUUUAAAACUAAUUGAUUAAUUUCAAGAUUUGUGAUUUUGCGGGAACCUUCACUUAAUAUUGUACAUCGUUAGCUGGAGUAUCUAUUUCUUGAUAAGAUGUCGGUUCCUGACAAGUUAAUUAAGACAUGUAGCCACUCAGUGUUAUCAUUAGGAAAAAGUCAGAAAUAUUUUUACCGAAUCUCGGGUAACGACCAUAAAAUGUACUUAAGCAAUUAUUUUGUUAUUACGUUUUUAUUUAUCAUUGCUGAUCAUUACAAAUAUGAAGCUAAUGCAGUUUUAGGACAUAAGAAAUAUUUAUCAACAGACGAAUUUGCAUUAUUUAGAUUUAUAUAUAUAAAUUAGUAAUUAAUUAUGAUACAUAUUAACUUAUAGUUCAUUGCAUUUUAAAUUAAUUUUCUGUUUGCUUGUUACUGUUAUAUUUAAUAUUAAAAGGGUUAUUCUAACUCAUGACACAGCUAAACUGCUAAGAAAUUAUUACGGCAAUAGUAUCACUGCAAUUAUUAACAAAAUUUAUAUAUUUUUUACUAGUUAAAGUGUGUCAUGCAUAAGAAUAAUUAGAAAUUCGUUUUACACCUGUUAAUUUUUAGUUUAUGUAUAUACCUAUACAUGUUAUCAAAAAAAUGAAACAACACUAUUUGAAGUUGGCACAUAAACUAAUUAUUAUUAAUUGUUGAUAUAUUUUUGUUGUUUAAUAAAUGUCGUAUAUUUGGUAUAUACAA